Dromaius novaehollandiae (emu) is the source of this 2835-nucleotide messenger RNA. RefSeq names its product solute carrier family 19 member 3 (gene SLC19A3). Gene Ontology annotation, molecular function: thiamine transmembrane transporter activity. Gene Ontology annotation, biological process: vitamin transport; transmembrane transport. The transcript has 6 exons. Lineage: Eukaryota; Metazoa; Chordata; Aves; Casuariiformes; Dromaiidae. The record is from RefSeq and is a predicted model, not a curated record. The coding region runs from base 129 to 1616 and encodes 495 amino acids. Gene Ontology annotation, cellular component: plasma membrane.
ACAAAAACUAAAUUGAGUCCAGAAGCUGGGAUACAAGGAUAGCCAGAAGAGACGCGAUACUAAAAGGGACCUUUACCAAGGAAGCAAAAAAGAAAGAGCCCCAGCAGACAAGCUUUGCUACACAGGUCAUGGGCUGCUGGAAGCAAGAGAAAAGCAGCAAUUGGAUUUUUCCUACCCUGAUUCUCUGCAUCUAUGGAUUCUUCUAUACGAUGAAGCCGUCAGAACCUUUUCUAACCCCUUACUUAACAGCACCAGACAAAAACCUGACCAUAGAUGAGGUGACAAACCAGAUUUUCCCAGUUUGGACAUACUCCUACCUUGCACUCCUUUUCCCAGUCUUCUUGAUUACAGACUACGCACGCUACAAGCCCAUCAUCAUUCUGCAGGGUGUCAGCUUCAUCAUCACGUGGCUCUUGCUCCUCUUCGCACGCGGGGUGGUGGCCAUGCAGGUGGUGGAGUUCUUCUACGGCAUGGUGACAGCCACCGAGGUUGCCUAUUACGCCUACAUCUACAGCGUCAUCAGCACCGAGCACUACCAGAAAGCGACCAGCUACUGCCGCAGCAUCACCCUUGUGGCAGCCACCAUUGCUGCAGUGCUGGGGCAACUUCUGGUUUCCUUGGCCCACGUCUCCUACUUCUACCUCAAUGCCAUUACUUUGGCUUCCCUGUCCUUAGCAUUUGUUUGUUCAUUUUUCCUCCCAAUGCCCCAAAAAAGCAUGUUCUUCCAUAAAAAUAUUUCCCUAGAAAAUCUCCAGAGAACAGUUAAAAGUACAAAAUCAAACACCUCCAGCCCCAACGAGCCCUGCAGCUGCCAGGAGGACAGAGACCCUGCAUCAGCUGACACAGGACCAACACCUGAGCAGCAAGCUGACCAACCCCAGCCCCAGAGUCAUGCACUCAAGGUGCUGGUGCAGCUGAGCAAGGACUUAAGGGAGUGCUAUAGCUCUAGGAAACUUCUUUACUGGUCCCUGUGGUGGGCUCUGGCCACAGCAGGCUUUAACCAGGUUUUGAAUUAUAUCCAAGUACUGUGGGACUUCAGAGCCCCCUCUCACAGCUCUGCAGUGUAUAAUGGAGCUGUCGAAGCGAUAGCAACUUUUCUGAGUGCAGUAACAUCUUUAGCAGUAGGAUAUGUGAAAAUGAACUGGGACCUCUUUGGAGAACUGGCGUUGGGGAUCUUCUCCACAAUGAAUGCUGGUUGUCUAUUUCUCAUGCACUUUACUGCCAACAUCUGGGCAUGUUACGCUGGCUACCUCAUUUUCAAGGCAUGCUAUAUGCUCCUUAUAACAAUAGCAACGUUCCAGAUCGCUGUCAAUCUGAGCAUGGAGCGCUAUGCAUUGAUGUUUGGGUUCAACAACUUCCUUGCGCUGGUGAUUCAGACCAUUCUUACAGUAGUUGUAGUGGAUUCAAAAGGCCUGGGACUGGACAUACUGACUCAGUUUUUAAUUUACAGCAGCUACUUUGCAGUCAUAGCUGGGAUUUUCUUGAUCAGAAGCAUUUAUGUGCUUGUCUCAAUCAAAUGCAAAAGGAAAAUACUGAGAUUUUGCAAAGAGCCUCUGAGCCUUGCUGAACACAAAUCAACACAGCAGACUGUAGCUGUCUAUACAACGCGGCUGUGACAGGCAGGCAGGCAGGCUCACGCGGCCAAGCCCUCGUGGGAGAAGAGCUCCUACUGCAGCAUGCUGGGAACAGCAGUACAAGAGGAAUGUACAACAUAGCCCCGAAGAGUUGUACUGAGUCAAUACAGCAUUUCAUCGCAACGUACAUCAGCUAAGAAGAGGUCAUCAUAAUGGCUCUGUGCCAGGAGGAGAUAAGUUGCUUUAGAUUCUUAUUUGCUUGCCUAUAAAUAACAUAACAGCAAUAACUUAUCUACAAAAACAAAGCAACCUGGGCAUCCCACUGUGCCAUGACUGCAAAAAGCAGUUCACCUUGCCUUGCUUGCUCCAGCUCUUUUAUACAGUGCUGGCAAGCCACUUCCACAUGGAUUUACUCAUGCAGGCAGGCAAAGGGUAUAUUCCUCCCUUUGCACAUACCUUGCUCUAAACUGAGGACGACAGUGUCAUUUGCUAUUCUUUCCUACCUAACUACAGGUGAUACAGCAACCAACUCUCCUCUAACUGAAAAGCCCAUGUUGCACAUAGUAGUUUAGAAAGACAGGGCUCACAGACUAAAGCUGAAAAAGUUCCCUGAAACACAGCUAAGCUGCAGUCGCUGGCUGACAUUUGAAAGCUGCAGCCUGAACGCUGCGCUGAAUCCAUAGUGAUCUCAACCCAGAAGAGUAAACAUUUCAUGAUCAGAACAAAAACGAAAGAACCCCACUCGCAUCCUUUGUGCUUCCUGUUAAAUUACAUGCAGGACCAAGCCUCUUGCUGUUUCAACAUGAGGAGGGAGGAAAAAAGUGAAGAAAAGAAAGGAAGAAAAAGGGACAGAGUAGUGUGGGCUAAGGCCAGCGAAGUGCGUUGUGGAUGAAUCUGGCUGAAUCGGCAGAGGAGUGUUCCAGACUAUCAAGGAUAGCCAAGAAGAUCAAGAACAGAAACAAAAAGCUAGCAUCAUGUGUACUUUUGAGUGCCAAGUAAGAAGGGAAGGUCCACUGAUCUCAGCCAAGGAUUUGGCAGGGUCAGCACCUCAGAAUUUAUUAAGAGGCUUCAAGACCUGUAACUUUGUCCAGCACAAAGGAAAGCGAGUCCAGGAGAACAGAAGAGACUUUAUACAUGAGUUUGCAUGGCGAAUGCCUAAUUCGAUAUAAAAUAUAUCCAUAUGUUAAAGUUAUUUCUGUACUGCGAUUUGUUCCCAGCUUCCAAUGACUACAUUCUAAAUAAUAAAAAUAGAAAAAACUUA